AUGCUAUUGCUUUGGACUGUACGAUGGCAUUUUAUGAUCCAAAUCGACCUAGCUACAAAAUUGACAGUGGAUGCAAAUCCUGUCGGACUUGGUGCAGUAUUAGCCCAAACACAAGAAAAUGGGCAAGAUCGCUGCAUAGCGUAUGCUAGUCGUUCCCUAACGCCUGUGGAAGCUCGCUACUCGAAGACCGAAAAAGAAGCAUUGGCUGCAGUGUGGGGUUGUGAACGUUUUCAUCUUUACCUUGUUGGAACACAAUUUGACCUCAUCACUGACCACAAACCAUUGGAAGUCAUUUACAGCCCAAAGUCCAAACCGCCACUCCGGAUAGAACGUUGGUUACUACGAUUGCAACAAUACAAGUUUAAUAUCAAGUAUCGACCAGGUAGCAGCAACCCAGCUGACGUGUUGUCUCGACAACCUUUAUUCACCAACUACAAGUCAAGUACCAUAGCGGAGAAAUAUGUCAAUUUCAUCCAAAGUCACUCGGUUCCUAAAUCUCUCACGCUCGAUGAGAUUCGUAUCGCAACGUUAAAUGAUCCUGAACUGCAGAGAGUAACUAGCGCAGUAAAGGAAGAUCGAUGGAACAAAACAGAUAGUUGUUUAAGCCCAUAUCGUAAUCAGCACGAGCAGUUGACAGUUUCGGAAUGUGGAGUUAUACUACGAAAUUCACAGAUCGUUAUCCCAAAGAGUCUCCGUAGUCGUGUCCUUUCUAUCGCUCAUGAAGGACAUCAAGGGAUAGUUAAAACUAAAAUGCUUGUACGCAGUAAAGUAUGGUGGCCUGGUAUUGACAAGCAAGUGGAGCAAAUGGUUAAAGAAUGUGUACCCUGCCAAGCAGCAGUACACCAGUCACCAAAAUGUCAACCACCCCUGAAUAUGACAAAGUUACCUCCACAUCCUUGGCACACACUUAAUGCAGAUUUCUGUGGUCCAUUCCCAAAUGGCGAGAAAUUGUUGGUCGUGAUUGACGCCUAUUCCAGAUAUCCAGAAGUUGAAGUGAUGCAAAGCACGACAACCACGGUUGUGAUCUCCAAACUCCAAAGAAUCUUUGCCCGACAUGGAUAUCCCGAAGAAUUGAUAACCGAUAACGGACCCCCGUUCAAUGGAUGGCCUCAAGCCAACGGUGAGGCAGAGCGAUUCAUGAAAACAGUAACAAAAGCAAUCCGUACUGCUCAUUCGGAAGGAAAAAGAUGGCAAAGUGAAUUAGAUCUUUUUCUUCUCAACUACAGAUCCACACCUCAUUCUACGACACACCUUAGUCCAGCUGAACUUUUGUUCAAUCGCUCAAUUAGAAAUAAGCUUCCCAGUUUCUUAUCCCUACAACACAAUGAUGGCCCUGUGGAACACCACGUUGUUUGA
Messenger RNA from Paramuricea clavata, 1356 nucleotides. The record is from the annotation of a GenBank genome assembly. NCBI's taxonomy places the organism in Eukaryota, Metazoa, Cnidaria, Anthozoa, Malacalcyonacea, Plexauridae.